Molecule: messenger RNA, 1957 nt
Organism: Nematostella vectensis (starlet sea anemone)
Lineage: Eukaryota; Metazoa; Cnidaria; Anthozoa; Actiniaria; Edwardsiidae
Product: proton-coupled folate transporter
Exons: 7
Coding region: 219-1703 (494 amino acids)
Biological process (GO): transmembrane transport
Cellular component (GO): membrane
Molecular function (GO): transmembrane transporter activity
Source: RefSeq, a predicted model, not a curated record
ACUUUUAAGACAAGCAAAAUAACGGAUAAGGUCACGAGGCUAAAGAACUUGAUAUUGUCCUAUUGAUGUCAGUAGUGUAGGGUUUCUCUAAGUACUGUUUCAAUGCAAAACAAAGCAUCAAGGUAGCGCCAAUGCAAAAUUCACACGGACACUAAGCGGUUAACACACACUCCAAGCAACCUAACGACAAGAUAAUACUAUUUUUCAAAAGGGCAAAGAUGGAGUGUAAGCGUGAUGCUAUCAAGGCGUUAAGGCAGAGGCUCGGCGUGGAACCUGUCGUGUUCAUAUACUUCGUCUGGGUGUUCAAGAUGAUCCCUAUUAUGAACAUCUACAUCUAUUCGCGCAUCAGCGAAGACAAAGGCUUUCCCUACAUGAAUCUUACUAAUGGGGAGGAAGGGUGUGGCGCUGAGAAUCAUGGGAACGCGACCGAUGAUCGGCUAAAACUACUGGAAAUAGAGGUACAAACUGAGACGUCAAGUCUUAUUCUCUAUUACAUCAUAGCGGCAACUAUGACAACAUUCUUCAUCGCGCCUUUCAUGGGGCCCUACACGGAUAAGAAAGGCCGUAAGCCUGGGCUGGUAAUCGCUCUCACGGGGGCAAUGGUAGAGACGAUACUCACCCUACUUAUUCUGCACCUGAAGCUUCCUCUCUGGACUAUGAUUGUAGGCGCUUUCAUAAAUGGUCUUUCUGGCAGUAUCAAUACCAUUUUGCUGUCCGUGAUGUCUUACAUUGCUGAUAGUGUGAGUCCGGAAAGACUUGGAUUUCGAUAUGCGGUCAUGCAGUUCACAAUGUUCAUAGCUGGAACAGUCAGCCAACUAACCAGUGGAUUGUGGAUCAAUAACUUCGGCUUUAAGAUUCCCGUUUGGUUUCUUUUGGGCUGCCUUUGCGCGAUCCUUGCAUACGUCAUAUUCUUGUUAGAGGAGACGAGAAUCCCCGAAAACAAGAGCAAAGUCCGAUUAUUUGAUCCCAGUAGCAUCAAAGUAUUCAUACGAGUAUUCACUAAAGAUUACGAUGCCGGCAGGAAGAACUUAUACAUGAUCCUCACGUUUCUUGGUAUUAAUAUCCUGGCAACGGUGGGAACUGGUACUGCGCAGUUGCUCUUCGUAUUGCUAAGGCCACUUUGCUGGGCACCGAGUCUUAUUGGCUAUUACCUGGCGUACAAGUACUUCACUGGUGGUCUGGGUGGAGCGGUGAUGAUUUCGCUACUCAAGAAGUGUUUAAAUGAGCUCAACAUCGUCCGAGUUGGGUAUAUAAGUGUGAUGUCUGGUUUGCUGCUGUUUGCGUUCUCUGAUAGAACGUGGAUGGUGUUCUUAGGUCCUGCGGUUUCCUUUGCUCGGGGAGUCACUGAUCCUAUCUUUCUCGACAUGUCUUCUAAGAUUGUUAGCCAAGAUGAUCAAGGCUCUCUGUUUGCCGUCGUGGGAAUCCUCAGUACAAUAGGAGAGCUCGUAGGAACCAGUCUAUUCAACAACAUCUACCCCAUGUCCCUCAGAUUCGGAUUUCCAGGGCUAGUGUUCGUAAUCAGCGCCGGAAUAUUCCUGAUCAUCCUUUGUGCUACUUUCUUUUUGGUUCUCCCAGCAGACAUUUUGGGAGUCAACACCAACCAAGACGAGAAAGACAAGGCAGAGAAACGGCAUAAGUACCGCCAAGAAACGAAGGAAAAAAACGUAACGGAAGGGCUAAUUCUAGAUACGACUACUGUGUAAACAUUGUAGGCUACAAGAAAGAAUAAGCUUUCACUGCUAAUAAGUAUUUUUCAUUUUACUUUGGGAAUUUAUCAAGUACGCUUGUGACGAUUGACAUCAUUUAGUUUUUCAAUCAAAUGUCUUUACACUUAAUUCUUUUAUACAUUUUAUAUAUUUUCAAUGUUUGUAACCAUUGUAUCUAUACAGAAACGUUUGUGUGUCUAUAAAAAUCCCAGACACGAAACAGGCCGUGUCUGUUGGUUAAUAUGAAGGAA